AUGUGCAAAUUAAAUUAUUUCAUCAGUCUUUCUCUUGUUCUCGGCACGCUUUUCCAGCCUGAACAAAUUCAUCUUUCUUGAACUGAGAACGAAAAUGAAAUGCGAGCCACCUGGGUAAAUUUCCUAAACCUUGAGACUUUUAUAUCAAUUUUCAUAAAAUACCAAUAUUUUUAAUAAAUAAACCCCUAUUAAUCCUCAAACAUUAUAUCAGAUAUCGCCCAAUUUUAUGCUCAUUCCCCCCCCCUCCGUGAGCGAACAAAACCAUUAGAAAAAUCGCCAUUUUUUGACCAAAAACCCACCCUCCGUGAGUGAACAAAAAUUUUUUAAUAGAAAAAAUUUUUAAUGGAAAAAAAUUUUGAUAUAUAAGUGAUAAUUAGUAUAAUGAAAUCUAGAGCUAAUUCUGUUUAAUUUUUAAACAAAUUGCGUUUUUAAAACAUAAAUUUUGCAAAUUAAAUUAAUAUUUGCUUCCCAUUUUUGCAAAUUAGGAUUUUUUUAAAUUUCGAAAAAAAUAUUUUUUUUUAUAAAAUUUAUAUAUAAAAUUUUUUUUAAAAAAAAAAAUUAACCCCCCUCCGUGAGCGAACAAAAUUUUUUUUGUUCGCUCACGGAGGGGGGGGGGGAGUCAGAUAUUAUUCCUGACUGACUUUCAGCCCCAUCUUCUUGCACUCCUUUCAAUGCAGGCGAAAUCAUAUACCGUCUCCAGUACAUCUACACAUCGGUAAUCCCAAAUUUAAGACCAGAAUGCUUUUAUGAGUAUUUUAUCGAAACUUCAAUGACCCAAAGCGAAAUUUAUAUGUUCAGUGGGAGAACUCCAGAUGCCUCAGAACCAUACCAAGAUGCCAAAAAUCCAUUAUCAAUGGUGGUCUAUGGGGACUUAGGAAUUGGGAAAAACUCGCUUUUUGUGAAAAAUAGUCUUAUGCAGGAAAUCUUAACUUAACUUAUUAGGCUCUGUGUUUAACGCCAUUCACGGGGUAACCCCCCCCAGAGCUUUCCGCUGCUUCUUCGUCGCAUAGGGCCCGCGGACCGUCUGGGGUCAGUCAGCCUCGAUCUCCAGUACGCGCCUCCGGAGCAGUGUUGCCGACUAAGGCGGCUCAUGCCUGAGCUACUUCGCUUGAGGACAUGGGUUGCCAUUCCGAAAAUCCAUAAAAAAUGGAUUUUCUGGUAGGCUUUCGGCAAAAAGGAAAAACACGAAGCCUGGGACGUAACGCCCAGUUUCACGCUAGGGAGUUGCCCGAUUGAUCCUAAUGGACUUGGCUGAGCUUCCCCUUUCCAACUUGCUUGCCUCCUUCCCCAUGAGGAAAAAAACAUUCCCGAAAGUAGACCUGGGCUAGGCUCUGAGCACAACCAGAAUUGCUUACCUAGCAUUGCCGUCCCGUUUCUGAAAUGCAAAACCUUGCCGGAUAUAAUUAAAAUAUGAGUCGAGUAUGCAUGGCCGGGAGGCCAUGCCCAGACGAAGACGCCAUAUUUUAAUUAUCUUAUGCAGGAAAUCAAGGUCAGGGAUUUUUUGGGGAUUAUUCAUAUGGGAGAUAUCGCUUAUGAUAUGCAUGAGGACGACGGGAUGGUCGGGGAUAGGUUUUUAAACUCAAUACAAGACAUAUCAGCAAACUUCGCUUACAUGGUUUUGCCUGGAAACCAUGAAUUAAAGCAUAAUCUAACCCAUUACCGCACCAAAUUCAAAAUGCCUUUAAAUUCUGCUAAUGAUGGAACAAGUUUUUUUUACUCUUUUAACUUAGGGGCAGCUCAUUUUAUUAUGAUUAACACUGAAAUGUAUAUUUCAGACCACCCUGACCAAAUUUUGACACAAUAUAACUGAUUGAAAAAAGACUUAGAAAUCGCUAACCAGAACCGACAAGCUUUUCCUUGGAUUUUUGUAUUUACCCAUCGGCCUUUGUACUGCUCUUUAAUUGAAUUUUCUGAAUGCACCAGCGAGGCUGAGAUAUUGAAGUCUGCUUUAGAAGGGCUAUGACAUGAAUAUGCUGUGGAUAUCAUGUUUGAGGCUCAUAAUCAUUAUUAUGAAAGGUGCACGCCAAUAUAUAAAGAUAGAGUUGUAAAGAGCGAGUAUGAUGAUUUUAAUACCCAUUAUAAUGCAAAUGCAACUUUGUAUAGGGUUUUUGGAGAAAUAGCGAACUAUGGGCUAUUUUAGAUAAGGAAAAUAGCCCCUAUAUAGAUUUAUUUACUGAAAAAAUGCAAUAAUUAGUUAAGGACCAAGACAGAUUGCCUCAAAGGGAGGCGUUAAAAUUGGAAUACCAAAAUGUGCCAAUUUUUAUAAUGACUUUAUUAAAUUAAAUUUAAAUUUAAGAUACCUUCCUUUUAUAUUGGAGAUGAUAGGUAUGGGCUAUAAUGGUAGAAAUGAUGUAUAAAUGAUUAUAUUAUUAGUGGAAAUGGAGGAAAUAAUGAAGGCCAUAAUGAUCCUAUUCCAGAAGUUUGACAAGAUUGGACUUUAGUUAUGACUGAUGAGUAUGGGUAUGGGAAGCUUGAUGUCUUAAACAAAACUCAUGUACAUUGAACACAAUAUGGAGCUGUUAGUGGAGAUAUGGUAGACCAUGUAUGGCUUAUAAAAAAUAGACUAAGAUUUUAUUAA
Messenger RNA from Blepharisma stoltei, 2578 nucleotides. The record is from the annotation of a GenBank genome assembly. Lineage: Eukaryota; Ciliophora; Heterotrichea; Heterotrichida; Blepharismidae.